This is a messenger RNA of Funneliformis geosporum, 945 nucleotides long. NCBI's taxonomy places the organism in Eukaryota, Fungi, Glomeromycota, Glomeromycetes, Glomerales, Glomeraceae. The record is from the annotation of a GenBank genome assembly.
AUGAUAUCUAAACAACUUCCGAAGUUGUUAGGUGUACGCGAUUUGGUAAAAAUAUAUGGUUUGACCGCAAAGGUUCAACUAAGUCAAAACUUUAUUUUAGAUAAAAAUAUAACAGAUAAAAUUGUAAAAUGCGCAAAAAUAAGUCAAAAUGAUACGCUCAUCGUUGAAGUUGGACCUGGACCUGGUUCGUUAACAAGGUCAUUAUUAGAAACAGGAAUUUCCAACAUCGUAGCCAUAGAAAAAGAUUCUCGAUUCUUACCUGUUCUUAUGCAAUUGGUUGAAGCUUCAGAACAUACUUUGAAAAUAAUAAAAGGUGACAUGUUAAAAAUCGAUCAUGAAAAGAUUAUGGAAGUUGCGCAAAUACGUAAUACCAUAAGUCCAGAUUCUAGUUUACAUUUAAUUGGAAAUCUUCCAUUUAAUGUUGCGACUCCUCUUCUCGGACAAUGGAUAAAUAUGUUGUCAAAUCGAUCGGGAAUAUUCAAAUUUCCCAACACUAAAAUGACUUUAAUGUUUCAAAAAGAAGUUGGAGAUAGAAUUGUUGCCGAUACAACUAGUUCAAAACGUGGUCGGAUGUCAGUCUUGGUGCAAAGUUUUUGUGAAGCCAAAAAGAUUUACGAAGUUCCCUCAAGUAUAUUUGUACCUCGACCAAAGGUUGACGCAAGCGUAAUUCAAUUAACGGCUUUACAAAGUCCAUUAUUGAAAGCUCCUGUAAAUUUGUUGCAAGAAAUUGUUCUAUAUUUUUAUUUAUCCCGGCGGAAAUCAAUAAACUCUAUAUUCAACAAAUUACAGAAGGAUCUUUCGAAGGAUAAAAAAGAAAUACUCUCAAAAAUCAUCGAACAAUUAAAUGUUGAUAUGUCAUUACGACCUGGGAAUUUAACUGCGGAACAAUUCUGCCAUUUAACAAAGUUAUUUCAUGAUAAUUCUUUAUCGAUUCCCAAAAGAUAA